AUGUUCGCUCUGAAUCCGUACACCCCGCAGCAUUGCACUCCAUAUUCCACCAUGAUCUUCACCAAGGCCAUUCUGGUGCUGAGCACCUUGCUCCCUGCUGUUGUCCUGUCCCUGAAUCAGGCAGAGGAUUCUCUCUUCCCUGCCAGGUGUUGGCCCAACCCUUGUGCCGGCAUCACCUUCAAGAACGAUUCGUACGUCUGUGGUGACUCACGCCUGGGUCCCGUCGUACCUCCCCAGAAAUUCCCCCUCCGCAACGAGCUGCGCACAUAUGCGCGGUUCGGCGCCCUCUGUCCGGCCGAGUUCCUGGACAAAUGGGCCACCAACGUUGCUCCAAACGGCACGUAUAUCUAUCCACCCGCCAACGGCUUCGUCGUCGACACAGAGAAGCAGCCAAUCAUCGGCAACGCCACCCUGCCUGUGGGCAUGAAGCUCGACCGCUUCGGCUCCGAGUAUGGCAGCUUCCUGGCGCCCCUGGGCGCUCCGUACAUCGAACGCGCGUUGCCUCCCAGUAACCUCAACACCUUUGAUGGGAAUUACCCGUACAAUUACCACGUCUACCAGGUGACCAAGGCGUUUGUGGUUGGGCUGGGUCCCAUUGCGCCUUGGUUUGAGCAGCCCGGUAUGGGGACCCAGUUUGUGACAUACACCAACGUGCUGGGCUUGAUCAGUGGCGGAUUCUUGAGACGAUUGAACGAGACCGAGUAUGAUGAGAAGGUGGAAUACUCGAAUCCGUACACUCCGGGGCCGAAUGAGUAG
This is a messenger RNA of Aspergillus thermomutatus, 756 nucleotides long. Its product is annotated as TNT domain-containing protein. The transcript is spliced from 2 exons. The coding region runs from base 1 to 756 and encodes 251 amino acids. The record is from RefSeq and is a predicted model, not a curated record. NCBI's taxonomy places the organism in Eukaryota, Fungi, Ascomycota, Eurotiomycetes, Eurotiales, Aspergillaceae.